AUGGACUCCAUGGAAGCUUGUUUCAGCCACCUGCGUCAACGUGACACCAGUGUGGACAUGCUGCGGGUGAAGAUGUUUCGGAGACGGUCGCAGUCCCAGAAGGAGAACCGAGACAAGGCCCUGAACAGCCACAGACAGCUUGACAAUCUCCCCGAGUUGGAAUGUUCUCAACUGGACAUGUCGGUUGCUGAAAAUGUGUCAGUAGUUCAGGGAAAUGUACUGAAUGCAAAACAAGUGAAAAACGCUGCAGUGGAGGAGCGAAUGAAAAAGCUUGUCCGCUACAAAGAGAAGAAGGAGCUUGUGAAGGAGAAAGAGAAGAGGGCAAGGGAGAAGAAGGGGGUGUUCAAGGUUGGGCUGUACCGGCCAGAGGCCCAGCCCCUGGUCCCUCUGCCGCAGGCCUCAGCUGCCACAAUCAAAGCCAGGAAGACCUUGUUCAUCCAGCUCCAGAACCUGUCUCAGCCCAGGCCAACCGCAUCCCACAUUCAGCCCCCACCUUGUCCUCCUUCGCCCCCCAGGGCUUUGUGUUCCAGGCCCCAGCAGGCCUGUCCUCCUUCAACCUCAACCCUCUCACUCCCCGCUCUGCAGACUCCUUUUUCAAACCCAGUGUCUCAGUUCUACACCCUGUUCCACUCUGGCCCUCUGAUAACCUGGUGCCCAAAAUGGAGCUCAGUGCUCUCUCUCUCUCCUGCCAAGUCCCCUGCUCACUCCCCACCUCGCCCUUCUCCUACUCUGGCCCCUCGGUGUCUUCCGAGUCCCAAGGAAGCAGAGCAUGAUUUGCCCUACUUCAGGUCAGUGGUAGUCAGUGAGACAGAGAGGCUGACAGAACUUUGUCAGCAGUGGGAGCCCAGGGUGGAUGAUGCCUCUGUCCCUGAAGAGAUGUGUGACCGUAUGUGUACGGCGGUGGGCCAGACCAGGCUGCUGAUGAAGGAGAGAUUUGGUCAGUUCUCUGGCCUGGUGGAUGAUGAGCUUGGCAGAGGAGAGAAGACCACCUGCACUGACCUGCAAGGCUUCUGGGACAUGGUGUACUACCAGGUAGAGGACGUGAACAAGAAGUUUGGUGCUCUGAAGGAGGCAGAGUCUAAAGGUUGGCAGGAGGAAAGCAAACCCCCACCACGACAGAGGAAGGUGGUCAAGAAGCUGCCCUCUGCUCUGGUGGCUAAGCCUGCCAGUGGUGCUGUCGCCAAGUCUCGUCUGGCUGCCAUCAAGGCUGCAAUAAAGGUCAAGCAGCAGGCUGCAAAGGCAGCACUGUGGACGACCCUGCUCCAGCUCCCAAGGACCCCCAGGUGGAGACCCAGGCCCCAGAACCACCGGUGGUGGUGUUCCAGGGAGGCUUCUUCCAGGUGGAGAGUCCUGCCAAACUCACAGGCUCUGUGAAGAGAUCCACCCAUGUAUCUGCCAUACCUCAGACAUCUCCCUGUUCAGUCACCAAGUUCUCCAUCCCCGGAAGAACCCGCCACUCCAACACUGCUGCAGCUCCACACGCCUCCCCUCUCCCCCACCUCACCCAUACCACUACCUGCUCCACCCUCGCCCUUGCUCACCCCACCCUCACGACUGCCUGCUCCACCCUCACCUGUUCCACCCUCACCCCCGCCUGCUCCACCCUCACCUGUUCCACCCUCACCCCCG
Messenger RNA from Salmo salar (Atlantic salmon), 1629 nucleotides. The record is from RefSeq and is a predicted model, not a curated record. Lineage: Eukaryota; Metazoa; Chordata; Actinopteri; Salmoniformes; Salmonidae.